AAUUAAAGAGAAAACAGAAAUUAAAAAGUUUUAUUAAAAUAAAAAUUUUUAUACUACUAAAAUUGUCGCAUUGGACUUAUAAUUUUUUACUUGUGCACAAUAAAGUUCGUAGGCAAAUGUAUUGUAGGCAAUAAUGUUAUGUGUGCAAACGUACAUUCGUUUCUCAAUUUUAUAUUUGUGCGCAAUAGAGCUUGUAGGCUAUCGAACUGUAGGCAAAAAUUUUUGUGUGCAAACGUACAUUUGUUUCUCAAUUUAAUAUUUGUGCGCAAUAGACCUUGUAAGCUAUCAAACUGUAGGCAAAAAUUUUUGUGGGCAAUCAAUUUUGUAGAUAAAAGAUUUUGUGUACGAAAGAUUUAUAGGCAAACGUGUUUUGGCUAUCGACGCUGUAGGCAAUUGAUUUUGUAGGCAGUUGGGGCUCUCCCUUUUACUUUAAGGCUCUACAAACUUCAUUGUCGUACUUUACGGUAUUCGCAUCAAUUCAGUAACUGUUAUUCCGACAUACGAUUAAUUAUUAUUUGUGCAAUAGCAAUUGAUUAUCAAAAGCAAAAGCUGCAUUUGUGUACCUUUGAUUGAAAGUCUAUUUUAUAUAUAUAUAUAUAAUUGUUAACGCACGCGACACACAUGUGUAGGUAUAUUUUUUAUUUUACAUUUUUUAUUUUAAUUUACCUUUAAUGUUAUCGAAUGUUGAAUUGUAUUUAACUUGUUGCAAGUCUCUUAUUGCGAAUGGAAUGCAAAGAAGCUAGAGUCAAGGGAAGAAAAGAAGGAGGAGGAGGAAAAGAACUGAAACACAUAGCUUUUAUUUCGAUCGAUACAUUUUCCGUCAACGGAUAAAAUUUGAAAAAUUAUAUAUCAGUAUAAAUCGAGUUUUGCUUUUCCUGCUCUAUAUUUAGUGUCAAGGAAACGUUGCUUUCAUGUGUUACUCAAUCGUGUAAAAAAAGUUAUUAUAUACAUGUCAUUGUUGCAUUAGGGCGUGCGUACGCAACACCGCUAGUUGAUUUGAGAAACACCCCUAGCUAUACGUACUAAGAAAGAAAAAGAAUUGAAGGAAGGGAAACCGAGCCGCGUAUAUAGCUGUAUUAUUAUUAGCGUGUAAUGUAUGAUAUGUUCAAGGUCCACUAAAUUAUAAGUCUUAUAGCAAGGGAGAUGGGAGACGUGGGUAAAAUAAAAAUUUACAGUUAGUCGAAACUGCACGUGAUGGACGUCUCUUAUUCUCUUUGAACGUAAGACUGUCUGGGACUCCGACUGUCUUAACCGCGCGCUUGCAAUCGCAAUGGAGACUCCAAACCGUUGUUAUUACGGUGUCGUUAAGAAACUAUUAUCGUUGGCCGGUCAGUGGCCGUAUCAGAAACGAAAAACAAAAUUAAUCUGUUUGAGUAUCGUGACUUUGGGCAUAUUUUCUCUCUUUAUUCCACAGAUUGCUAGAUUGGUCGAAUGUCACGGAGACUUGCAAUGCAUAUUUCAAACCAUGGCAGCAUACAUGUUGACGACUAUAGCAUUAGUGAAGCUCUACACAUGCAAUUUGAACCAAUGUAAAAUAAAAGUUUUGAUUGACUGGCUAUUUGGUGAGUGGGAUGAAUUGGAGACACCGGAAGAAUGCGAAAUUAUGAGGAGAUAUGCUGAGACUAGCAGACGAUAUGCUUUGGGAUAUUCAUUGUAUUGCUUUGCAACCGGGUUUCUGUUUGUAUGUAUAUCACUAAUACCACCACUAUUAGAUAUCGUGUUACCUCUCAACGAAUCUCGCCCUUUACUACCAGUUCACCCAGGAUACUAUUUUGUUGAUGAAACAAAAUAUUUUUACUACAUUUUUUUGCACGCCAUAAUAGCCUGGGAAAUUGCCGUGAUUGGGAUAGUGGCUCACGAUUGUAUGCUUCUAACUUAUAUCGAACACCUUUGCAGUAUUUUCACCCUAGUCGGAUUUCGAUUCGAACGAUUAAUGCGCGAUAAUGCUACGAAAACUUUACAUUCAAAUGCAAGUGACGUGUAUCGCAAAAGAAUUGCAUUUUCCGUGUAUACGCACCGAAAGGCUCUAAAGUUCGCUCAACUGAUCGAGGAUACGUUUUCGUUAACGCUAGGUAUACAAAUAAUAUUAAAUACAGCAAUGAUCAGCAUGACCUUAUUACAAAUUACGCAGCAGAACGCCCAUGUUUUAGUAGUAGUGAGGUAUGUAUUUUAUGUCCUUAGUCAACUGAUUCAUCUAUUUUGCCUCAGUUUUGAGGGACAAAAGCUGAUAGAUCACAGUCUUCAAACACGCGAUAAAAUCUAUAGUAGUCUUUGGUACGAAACAUCUCCCAAAUUGCAAAAAAUGCUUCUGUUUAUAAUGCAAAAGACUCUUCAACCUAUUUUCUUCAGCGCCUGCAAGAUCUACAUUUUCUCAAUGGAGAAUUUUACCACGGUCGUGCAAACCUCGAUGUCAUACUUUACGGUACUCGCAACUUUGGAAUAAUUAAACAAUUACAGUCAAUAACGUACAUGGUCCACUAAUUAGUUUUGCAUCUAGGUACAAAAUUAUCUUUAAUUUUUACGUUUGAUAGUGUAAGACAAGUUUAUAUUGUCUAUAAUAUUCAAGUAAUAUUAAUCCGCAAUGUAAUAGCAAUUAUAUUUUGACAACAAUUGUUGAUGUGUACGCGUAUCCGGAAAAACAUUUUUUAUAUUACAAUUAUACAUCAAAUAUACAGAAUGUUAAAAAAUAUUUAUUUAUGCUCUCAUGGAUUGAUAGAGCAAAUAAAACUGAAAAGAAAAGUCCUUUAUUAUUUUUCAAAAUUCGCAAUAGUUACCGAGAUAAAAAUUAAUAUAAUCGGCAAAUGAGUACAUAUCCCUACCCUCCGCCUGUCUGUCGCCAAACCAUAGGCAACCGCAGCAGGAUGAGAGGAGCAUGAUGACAGGGGAGAAGCAGCAAUGGCUGUCUUACCCACCUCACUGCGCUACCUGCUGCGGCUGCCUACAGUUUAGCGACCGACGGACGAUUCCGCCGUGCGGUGGAUGGGAAAGUAUGUGCUCAUUUGUCAACUACAUUAAUUUUUAUUUCGAUAACUAUUGCGAAUUUUGAAAAAUGGUAAAAGACUUUUUUCUCAGUUUUAAUCGUUUUAUCAACCCACGAGAGCAUAAGUGAAUAUUUUAUGUUACCCUCUAUGUAUAUGUAUAAUAAAAUAUAUGUAUGUAAUGAUUGUACCAAAAAUUUUUCCCAGCUGCAAUUGCAUAUAUUGCAUAUGCAAUUGUUGAAAUCGAAUACAAUAAUGUAUAAUACAGAUUAUUUUGGUUUUAUUAUCGUAGAAUACGUGUAAUAAUUUAUAAUCUGUAAUAAAAUGUUUUAUGUUGUUUAUACAUAUAACAUGCGUGCAAUGUAAAAAAAAUUAAGAUACAAGUAAAAAUUUGGAUGUCAAUGAAUAAAAUAAAGAAGAAAAUUUGUCAGAAUUGAUAUCUGUUAAUUUUUUGUGAAUCUUUCAUCAGCAAGCAAUUAUUACGGAGUUUUAGCAAAUUAAAAAUGUCUUAUUUGCCAACUAAUUACGAUUAAUAAUCAUAAUAAUGCAGUUUUCAAACACAUCUAUAAAUGUGUAAUAUUUUAUGUGUGCGUGUAUAAUUAAUUUUAUAAAAAGUUUUUUAUUUUGUAUUAUUUUAUUAUUUUAAAAUAUAAAAAAUUCUAUAACAAGUUUUCCGGUUGUAGUUAUAUGUACAUACUGAUGUUAAUACUUUUUUGACAAUUAUUUUGAACCCGCAGUAUGAAUUUCUCAUAAGAGUAAAUAACUGAACGCACCCGCAAUCACUAAUAGCACGUUUUUGAGUAAUUCGAGUACAGUCAUGCAGUGACUUUUAAUCCAAUCCAAGGGUGUAUUCCGAAAGUUCUAUUGAAAAUAGUCUUUUUAAUCAUAAAAUUGGUAACACUGUAACUAACUACGCUGUGUUCCGUAAUGUAAGUUAAAUUUGUGAUUAUUGUUGGCUUGCAAAUAUCAGCAGAGAGGUUAAUUUAAUUUCU
This is a messenger RNA of Solenopsis invicta (red fire ant), 3970 nucleotides long. Its product is annotated as odorant receptor 13a. Lineage: Eukaryota; Metazoa; Arthropoda; Insecta; Hymenoptera; Formicidae. The record is from RefSeq and is a predicted model, not a curated record. Gene Ontology annotation, molecular function: odorant binding; olfactory receptor activity. The transcript has 9 exons. Bases 1271 to 2443 code for a protein of 390 amino acids. Gene Ontology annotation, biological process: detection of chemical stimulus involved in sensory perception of smell; sensory perception of smell. Gene Ontology annotation, cellular component: plasma membrane.